Molecule: messenger RNA, 1759 nt
Organism: Mytilus californianus (California mussel)
Lineage: Eukaryota; Metazoa; Mollusca; Bivalvia; Mytilida; Mytilidae
Product: homeobox protein PKNOX1-like
Exons: 10
Coding region: 89-1393 (434 amino acids)
Biological process (GO): regulation of transcription by RNA polymerase II
Molecular function (GO): RNA polymerase II cis-regulatory region sequence-specific DNA binding; DNA-binding transcription factor activity, RNA polymerase II-specific
Source: RefSeq, a predicted model, not a curated record
UUGAUGCCCGCCAUUUUGACGAAGAGUGACAACGUCUAGAAGCGAGGGUAAACUGUCAAUUAUAUAAAUUUAUGUUUCAGGGGUGUAGAUGAUGUCUGUGUUACCACCAGACAUUUCACAGUACACAGGAGUAAAUUUGUUAGCAGCCAUUGUUACAACAGCAGGAAUACAAGAAUGUGAUGGAACAGAAACAACAAAGAACAGUUCAGAAACAGAGGAUGAAAAGAAGGCUAUAUAUAGCCAUCCGUUAUUUCCAUUAUUAGUGUUGUUAUUUGAGAAAUGUGAACAGGCCUCACAGUCGGCAGAUUGUCCCAGUUCUGACAGUUUUGAUAUUGAUAUUCAGUCCUUUGUACAACGUCAAGAGAAAGACCGAAAACCUUUUUUCAGUGAAGACCCAGAAUUAGACAAUUUGAUGGUCAAAGCUAUUCAGGUAUUACGCAUUCAUCUGUUAGAAUUAGAGAAAGUGAACGAACUAUGUAAAGACUUUUGUAAUCGUUACAUUAAUUGUCUAAGAGGAAAACUUCAAAGUGAACAAUUGUUGAAAGUGGAAUCAGACUUUGACGAUUCAGAUGUUGGAUCACCACCGCCCUCAGGUACAAAGAAUGUACCAAUAGCCCCAAUGAUUACAUCUACAGCCAACAAUGUGAUGUUAGGACAGACAGUGUCUCCAGCCUCCGUGUCAAUGCCACAGUUAGGUCCAGGUCAGAUUAUGUCUGGUGGCACGAUAUAUCAAAUGGUUCACACUCCACAAGGCCUGGUGGCUCAACCAAUACAGUUUCAAGCAGCAUCAAAUCCAGUCCAGGUCCAUGGUAGCACACCAAUAUCACAGAUUGGUGUCAAUUCUGUUACUCCAGCGGCAAGUGCAGGUGCUUUGUCAGCAUUAGCAGGUCAUUUAAGUUCUGAUGAUGAAGAUGGUAGUGAUAAAAAGAAGAGUAAACGAGGAGUUUUACCGAAGUCAGCAACUCAAGUCAUGAAAUCAUGGUUAUUCCAGCAUAUUGUUCAUCCAUAUCCAACAGAAGAUGAAAAAAGACAGAUUGCUAAUCAAACUAACCUCACUUUAUUACAAGUUAAUAAUUGGUUUAUAAAUGCUAGGCGAAGAAUACUUCAGCCAAUGUUAGAGGCCAGCAAUCCAGAACAAGUCAAAACCAAAAAGUCCAAACCUCAAACUCGACCAUUACAACGAUUUUGGCCAGAGAGUCUGGCAAAUCUCCAGCCACAGAUUACUCCUGCCAUAAUGACAAUAGCCUCUAUACAAUCACCAGAAGAAAAACCAGGUUUCAAAGAUAUGAACAGUAAUAGUGAAAAGACAGACGAUACAGAAACAGGGAACCAGUCAUCAUCUCCUGUCCCAGUAACAGACAGCACAGCACUGACAAUUGAUGAUAAUUCAUAGCAUCUGUUUCUAUUAAUUCUGGUUAAAUAUUGAAAUCUGUCCUACUGGAUUAUUGUAAAAAAAUUACUCAUUCAAUUUAUACAGGCAUGUAAAUGUUUUGACAUUUGCCAUUUCAGAAUAUAAGGAUGUGUGGGUAAUUUCAUUGUUUGUACACCAGAAUGAAAGCAUCCUUAUGCCAUUGUUUAGGACACUUUUAACCAAUCAUAAUGAUUAUGCUAUUGUUUAGGACACUUUUAACCAAUCAAAAUGAUUAUGCCAUUGUUAACCAAUCAUAAUCAUUAUGUCAUUGUCUAGGACAUUGAUAACCAAUCAUAAUCAUUAUGCCAUUUUUGUCUCGCCUUGACGGAGUCGAAAAGCGAGACAUAG